Messenger RNA from Candoia aspera, 953 nucleotides. Its product is annotated as protein DGCR6-like. NCBI's taxonomy places the organism in Eukaryota, Metazoa, Chordata, Lepidosauria, Squamata, Candoiidae. The record is from RefSeq and is a predicted model, not a curated record. The coding region runs from base 11 to 649 and encodes 212 amino acids. The transcript has 5 exons.
GCCGCCGGCCAUGGAGCGCUUCGGGGCGGCCUUCGCCUUCCCGGAGGCCGAGGAGGCGGGCGGUCCCCCGGCCGGGGCAGGCGGCGACCGCCCGGCGCGGCAGCAGGCGCGGCACUACCAGCUGCUCUCGGAGCUGCAGGGGCUGGUCAAGCAGCUGCCCAGCUCCUCCCAGCAGAGGCUGUCCUACACCAUCCUCAGCGACCUGGCCUUGGCGCUCCUCGAUGGGACGGUCUUUGAGAUCGUGCAGGGCCUGCUGGAGAUCCAGCACCUGACGGAGCGAAACCUGUACAACCAGCGGCUCAAACUGCAGACCGAGCAUCGAGCCCUCAAGCAGGAGAUGCUCCGUAAGCACAAGGAAGACCAGCAGAGCUGCCAGACUCACAACCUGCCCCUUCUGAAGGCCGCUCAGCAGCGAGAGCUGGAGGCCAUGGAGCAGCGAAUUCAUACCGAGCAACGGAUGAUGGACGAGAAAAUUGUCUUGGAGCUGGAUCAGAAAGUGGUGGACCAACAGAGCACCCUGGAGAAAGCGGGCGUCUCUGGCUUCUACAUCACCACCAACCCGCAGGAACUGACGCUCCAAAUGAAUCUGCUAGAGCUCAUCCGCAAGCUGCAGCAAAAGGAAUUGCAGCCUAGAAAGCCUCCUCCUUGAGAGGGAGGCACCGGAGGACCUCCCGCCACGCCCCGCACUGACCCUCCUGGUCUCGUGGAAGAGUAGAUGACACAGCACGUUGCCUUUAUUAAAGAGGCUCAGCUUGCCAGAGACGAAGCAAGGCAGGGCCCUGGCAGCCCCUCCAAGCAGAGGAGUUCAGCUCGAGUUUGUGUUUGUUUAUUGCCUCUCUUGGGAUGGGGUCAUGGUUGUUUGUUUAUAACUUUUGAGGAAUUUCCAAAAUAUCUCAAGGUUGAUAUUUUGAAAUUGUAAUAUAGGAAAUACAGGCUGUGAAAAAGGCAAUAAA